Molecule: messenger RNA, 1331 nt
Organism: Eupeodes corollae
Lineage: Eukaryota; Metazoa; Arthropoda; Insecta; Diptera; Syrphidae
Gene: slp1
Product: fork head domain transcription factor slp1
Exons: 1
Coding region: 111-1010 (299 amino acids)
Biological process (GO): regulation of transcription by RNA polymerase II
Cellular component (GO): nucleus
Molecular function (GO): sequence-specific double-stranded DNA binding; DNA-binding transcription factor activity
Source: RefSeq, a predicted model, not a curated record
AUCAGUUUCAAGCAGUCUCUCAAGUUGUGAACAACGGUAAAAUCCUAGUUCAGUGACAGUUCAAAAAAUAUCAAUAUCAAAGAAACAAAUUGUGUAGACUUUUAGUGAAAAUGGUGCAAAAUAUGUCUGGUUUGGAGUUUAAGACAAAUUUCUCAAUCGAUGCAAUCCUCUCGAACAAUGUUAAAAAGGAAUGUAUUCAGGAAGUGAGUGUGAAAAAGGAGAACGUGUUGGCAGCGAGUUUUUGCGACGGCGAAUUAACUUCAUCAUCGGAGGACUUUGAACAUCCAUCGAGGACCAGUACACCGAUGAGCAGUGUAGCCGAGUCGCUAUCGUCUGGUGAAGACAAGAUCGAUGGGGAAAGUUGUGAUGGGGAUGGUGACGGUGAUGCUGAUAGCAGUGACGACAAGAAAGAUGGUGACGAGAAGAAGCCUCCAUACAGUUAUAACGCCUUGAUCAUGAUGGCAAUUCAGGAUAGUCCCGAACAGCGCCUGACUUUGAACGGUAUUUAUCAAUAUCUGAUGAAUCGAUUCCCAUACUUCAAGAUGAACAAGCGCGGUUGGCAAAACUCUAUACGCCACAACCUAAGUCUCAACAAGUGCUUCACCAAAAUUCCCCGCAGUUACGACGAUCCCGGCAAGGGCAACUACUGGAUUCUGGACCCCAGUGCCGAGGAAGUGUUCAUUGGAGAAACCACUGGCAAGUUGCGCCGCAAGAACCCUGGAGCAAAUAGAUCCAGAUUGGCAGCCUACCGACAAGCAGUCUUCUCACCCAUUCUCGGAGGUUAUGGAGGUGCUCCCCAAUUCAGUGCAUCGCCUUACAGCAACUAUGUGGGAGCAGCAGCAGCUGCUGCCCUCUACCACCGCCUGGCUCCACCAUCCUACCAUGCUAGUUUCCCCGGACAGAACCCAUACCAAGCAAAUCCAUACGGCAUGUCCAUGCAGCAAGCAGCAAUGAAUCCCGCAGAAAAGCUCCAGCGAAUGCAAUUCUUCAACAAAUACGGAACCAGUUAAAUCAUCGCGUGAUUCCUCCUGGGAAGCCAUUUUGAAUGGCCUCUUUGCCGAGGCCAUAUUGAUGUGAUCAGUGAUCAGCCUUGUUGUGACAAAGUCGUGUAACUCAUCCACCAAGUGGGAAACCAAAACAAACGGGUCCACAUUUAAAUGACCGAUAUUAUAGAUGAAUAGGGGGGCGGAACAGUCCUAAAAAUUCACUCUGCAGGCGAGUCCGUUGUGAUGCGUUGAUGGGAACUCGUCCACUCAAAAAAAGAGCAACAAACAAAAUUGUAACAAAACUUUUCUUUUGUUUAUUAAUAAAUAAAUUUAUAUUCAAAUGAA